GUCAAGGCAAGCACCGAACAAAAACCCGAUCGAAAUCGACGCGAGCACGGAGGGAGGGACAGAAGCCAAUGGACGAUUUGUGGAGAUGGAGGGUUCUUCCCUUGCUGGUUUUGAUCGCUUCCUCCCUCGUUCUUUACCUCAGAAGCAACCCCAAGAAGUCAGUUACUGAAUGUAGCCUUUUUCGCCAUGACCACUAUUGGAUAACCAGCAAGCGGGUUGUUACACCUCGCGGUGUCAUUGAGGGCGCAGUGGAAGUAAAAGAAGGGAAAAUAGCCUCCGUGAUUGAAACAGACAAUCAGAAAGGGUGGGCAUCUGGAGGGAAGGUUGUGGAUUUUGGAGAAGCAGUUAUCAUGCCUGGUCUUAUUGAUAUACAUGUGCAUCUUGAUGAGCCUGGAAGAGUUGAAUGGGAAGGAUUCUCAUCAGGAACGAAAGCAGCUGCUGCAGGUGGCAUAACAACACUGGUAGACAUGCCUCUUAACAAUUUUCCUUCUACAAUUUCUGAAGAGACACUAAGAAUGAAGGUUGAGGCUACACAGGGGAAGAUUUAUGUGGAUGUUGGUUUCUGGGGUGGUUUAGUUCCAGAAAAUGCUUACAAUAUAACCAUGUUGGAUGGUCUCCUGCAUGCUGGUGCACUUGGUUUGAAGUCUUUUAUGUGCCCUUCAGGAAUAAAUGACUUCCCAAUGACAAAUAUAACACAUAUCAAGGAGGGUUUACAUGUCUUAGCCAAGUACAAGAGGCCUUUGCUUGUGCAUGCAGAAGUAGUUUUGGAUCAUGAGACUGAUGAAGGAGUUGGUGGCGGUCCAAAUCCUCGGUCCUAUGCAACAUAUCUUAAGACUAGGCCGACAUCGUGGGAGGAGGCUGCUAUUAGAAACUUACAAGAAGCAAUUAAAGAUACAAGAACUGGUGGUCCAGCAGAAGGAGCUCAUGUUCAUAUAGUUCAUCUGUCUGAUGCAAAAGCUUCACUAGACCUGAUCAAGGACUUGAAACAAAAAGGACAGGAUGGUGGAAGUGUGAGUGUGGAAACAUGUCCUCAUUACCUGGCAUUUGCAGCUGAACAAAUUGAAGAUGGGAAUACUCGUUUUAAAUGUUCUCCACCAAUACGAGAGGCGGCCAAUAGGGAGAAGCUGUGGGAAGCAUUACUGGAAGAACACAUCGAUAUGUUGAGCUCUGACCAUUCUCCAUCAGUACCAGAACUUAAGCUUUUUGAUGAAGGUGACUUUUUAAGGGCUUGGGGUGGAAUAUCAUCUUUGCAGUAUGUUCUGCCCAUUACAUGGACUUAUGGACACAAGUAUGGAGUUACUUUCAAUCAGAUAGCAACUUGGUGGAGUGAGAGGCCAGCAAAGCUUGCUGGUCAAAAGUACAAGGGAGCAAUUGUAGUGGGAAACGAUGCAGAUUUUGCUGUGUGGGAACCUGAAAUGGAGUUUGUUCUUGAUGAUAACUAUAAAACAUACCAUAAGCAUCCGAACAACUCACCCUACAUGGGAAUGAAGUUAUCUGGCAAGGUUGGGGCAACUUUUGUGAGGGGAAAUCUGGUGUUCUCUGACGGAACACAUGCAUCUGAAGCCUGUGGUGCUCCAAUCCUUGCACAAUAUUGAUGAACAAUUCAGCUUGCCUCUCAGAGAAAAACUGCUAUUGCGAAACUAGAUCCAAGUACUUUGACAAUGUUGGGGCUUUUAAUAUUGUCAUUGAUUUUUUUUUUAAAUCAAAAUAUACUUUUUUGUAGGCAUAAAAAAGUUUGAUAUGUUACAUUAGAAGUGUCUACAAAGGCAUAUUAUCCUUGUUAAAACUAUUGAUUUAUCCAACUUUCUUAAAUGUGGUAGUGGGAUAUUUUACACUUUUGCAAAUGUCAUAUUGUGAGAGCUCUUUUGUAAAUCAUCUUAUAGAUACUAAUCUUGAGUAUCAACACAAAA
Molecule: messenger RNA, 1910 nt
Organism: Zingiber officinale
Lineage: Eukaryota; Viridiplantae; Streptophyta; Magnoliopsida; Zingiberales; Zingiberaceae
Product: allantoinase-like
Exons: 15
Coding region: 69-1595 (508 amino acids)
Biological process (GO): purine nucleobase catabolic process; allantoin catabolic process
Cellular component (GO): cytoplasm
Molecular function (GO): cobalt ion binding; allantoinase activity; zinc ion binding
Source: RefSeq, a predicted model, not a curated record